This is a messenger RNA of Telopea speciosissima, 1270 nucleotides long. Its product is annotated as binding partner of ACD11 1-like. Gene Ontology annotation, molecular function: RNA binding. The coding region runs from base 214 to 1143 and encodes 309 amino acids. The transcript has 7 exons. Lineage: Eukaryota; Viridiplantae; Streptophyta; Magnoliopsida; Proteales; Proteaceae. The record is from RefSeq and is a predicted model, not a curated record.
UUAAGUAGUAGAAACCGAUGACUUUUCGACGACAAACUCCCACCACUCGAAACCUUACACUUUUACAAAUAUUUCGAAGGGCGCGCGAACUUCCCGCUGAGAUCAGUCGGUCCAGACGUGGCGUUCAGUUACAGACAAACUAAAAUCAACCUUUCUGUCACCAACAGUUACGAGAUCUACAUUGUUUCUGCGGAUUCCUUCAACUAAUAUCAAAUGUCUGUCCCAGUGGAUCAAAGUGAUCCAAGCAAAGGCCGGGAUUCCCCAGUAACUGCUACAUCAAAUUGGACGAUCAAUGUUUCAGAUAUAAGGACAGUGAAAGUCAGCAAUAUUUCGUUAGCUGCAUCAGAGCGGGACAUCAAAGAAUUCUUCUCUUUCUCUGGUGAUAUUCAAUAUGUUGAAAUGCUAAGGGAAUCUGAAAAGUCUCAGCUUGCAUAUGUUACAUUCAAGGAUUCACAAGGAACAGAUACAGCAGUUCUUUUGUCGGGAUCCACCAUUGUUGAUCUUUCUGUCUCUAUAACACCAGUUUUGAAUUACCAGUUGCCUCCUGAAGCUAUUCCAGCAAAUCCGAAGCCCUCUAAUGCCAAUUCAGCUGUUAAGAAGGCUGAGGAUGUGGCAAGCAGCAUGCUUGCUAAGGGGUUUGUACUGGGGAAGGAUGCCCUUAACAAGGCCAGGACCUUUGAUGAACGGCAUCACUUGACGUCAAAUGCCUCUGCUACUGUUUUGUCCCUUGACAGAAGGAUGGGCCUGAGAGAAAAGAUAACCAUUGGGACUACUUUGGUCAAUGAGAAGAUGAGGUUGGUGGAUGAGCGGUUCCAGGUGUCUGAAAAGACAAGAUCAGCCAUUGCAUUGGCUGAGCAGAAGGCAAGCAGUGCAGGGUCAGCCCUGAUGGAGUACCGCUACAUCUCAGCUGGUGCAUCAUGGGUGUCAAGUGCCUUGGGCAUGGUUGCCAAGGCAGCUGAGGACUUGAGCCAGAUGACAAAGGACAAAGUUGAAAAAGCCGAGGAAGAGAAGAAGGAGAGUAUUUCUAGGCAGAGUACAGGGAUCCUUAACAACUACACUCACAUCCACCUCGAUGAGCCUCCAAGAGGGGAGCCACCAGUGCCAGUUGAUGCAGCUGAUGGAGGUAAGCUUGGCAUCAUAUGAGUGCCGAGGUUUACACUCUUUUGUCAUUUUUUUUCCCACUUCUUGUAUAUUCUUUUUGGGGAGUUCAAUUCUUAGCCUAGUUUGUUAUUGUUGGAUUGAAUUUGAUGUAGAUUGCUUAAUUGUUGUA